AGGAACAAAAUGGCAGGUGGUCAAACCGGACCAUUUAAAGUGCAUGAACAUGGAGGACAAAAUACAGAGAUCUGUAAACAAUUUACAAGGAAGAUUGAAGAAAAAGGAUAUCAAGGAUCAGUUUGUAUUGACAUUUGUAUUGACAUUCCGAAGCUGUCUUUUCUCUAUGUUCAUGAAGUUACCCGGGUUUUUCAUGACAUUAAGAGUGCACUGAAUAGUGCUGGAAAUAUCAAUUCCUAUGAUGCUGUGGUUGUAUUUAGGAAAAUAACACGAUAUGACAUACCAGACUCCAGUGAUCUCUACUCCAGAACCCGGCCCUUGGAGAUCCCUGAUGAGUUACCCAUCGUUGCAUGCUACUGGUUUGAAAAUGACUGUGAGCAACAACUUUGUGACUGUGAGGAAAACGAGAAGUCUGUGGAGGAGCUUGUUAACUUAAUAAAAAAGGACACGACCUGCUGCUGCUCCUGCCUCUUCUCAUGCUUAUUGGACAUCCUGGGAGUCUUGAACAGAUGCUGUGCUAACCUGGGAGUCUGCUGUAACAAAUGGUGUGCUAACCUGGGAUUCAGAGACUUCUGUUACAGAUGCUGUGCUAACCUGGGACUCAGAGACUUCUGGUACAGAUCCAGAGAGAGAGAGAGAAAAUCCAGCGGGAUGGUGAUUCUUACCAUGGAGUGAAGCCCUCCAGGAAGCUUUAAAAACUUUAAAACAGUCUUCUUUUGUUUAUUGUAAGUUCUUAGUUAGCGGUUCUCUUACGUUUAAGACUUUUUAUUUUAACCAAACCGAAUACCAGUGUUGGUAGGAGGGGAGGGUUUUCUUGGAGUUAUUUUAGUGAUUUAUGUAAAGAAAAUAUGAUCUUUAAAGGAAUUUUGAUUUAUCAAAAUAAGAAGAAAUUUAUAAACAAAUGUGUGAACAGAAAGCCUGUGGAAUUAUUAAGAUUUGAUUUGUGAUUGUGAAAGAUAAUAAACAGAAGAGAA
Messenger RNA from Acipenser ruthenus (sterlet), 974 nucleotides. RefSeq lists its product as uncharacterized. The transcript is spliced from 9 exons. The record is from RefSeq and is a predicted model, not a curated record. The coding region runs from base 10 to 675 and encodes 221 amino acids. NCBI's taxonomy places the organism in Eukaryota, Metazoa, Chordata, Actinopteri, Acipenseriformes, Acipenseridae.